AUGGACUCCAACGCCAUGGACAACGACACGCGAGGCUGGGUUAUGUGCGCCUUUAGCGGCCUCGCGUGUAUCUUUGGCGCAUCCGUCAUCUGCAUCGACAUUCCUAUCCGCCUCAUCCCGAGCAAGCGCCACUUCCGCAUCCAAGAGAGCAAUGCCUUCCUUGCCUCGUCACUCAGCUUGAGCUUCGGCGUCAUGCUCUUCUCUGCCCUCUACAGCAUGCUGCCGUCCGCUAUGCGCUACCUCGCCAGGGACAACUGGGAUGAACACAAGGCCGGCUUCUUGAUGAUGGGCUGCUUCAUUGGCGGCUUCUUUGGGAUCCAGGUCAUCUCGCGCGUCUUACACCAGUACAUGCCCUCCCAUGUUGUCGACUGCGACCAUACCCACGAAAAUUUUGAUGGCGAGGAGCACGCCCACCAUAACCACAGCCAUUCUUUUCCCAAGCCAUCUCCUCAACCGAGUGCUGUCUUUGACCCACCACAUAUGACCGAGGUGCACAGCAACAUUACCGAGACCACGCCCCUGAUCCCCACCGAAGCCCCGCGCAAUGGCCAUAUCCAUACCGAACUCGUAAACGGUGAUGCCGCGCCAGCAGCCGAGGCCAUCACUCACUUCCAUGGUCCCCAACGGCGGGCAUCCACGCAAAUCCGACAGGCCUCGAUGAAUGUCCGGAGCAGGGUCAUGUCCUUUUUUCUCAGACACCAAGGCAAACUGCGACGAGGAUGGGCCCUGCUACGGCUACUCGGACCCCUGCGGCCAGGAGUGCUUCAAACACAUCCGGAACGCGCUCUGCCCCUAUCUAGGAGUGGCUCGCUAAUUGACCGAAGACUGCGUUGA
Molecule: messenger RNA, 834 nt
Organism: Chaetomium globosum CBS 148.51
Lineage: Eukaryota; Fungi; Ascomycota; Sordariomycetes; Sordariales; Chaetomiaceae
Exons: 2
Coding region: 1-834 (277 amino acids)
Biological process (GO): transmembrane transport; metal ion transport
Cellular component (GO): membrane
Molecular function (GO): metal ion transmembrane transporter activity
Source: RefSeq, a predicted model, not a curated record